GGUCGAUGAUGGAAUCGCACAACCCCUACUGGGAGCAGGCCUUUUCGCAGCCCUUCUUCGACAACACGACCAAGAGGGACGUGACCACUACCGUGGGCCAGGGAGCAUACCUCAUCUGCAGAGUGCGGAAUCUAGGGGACAGAGCGGUUUCUUGGAUCCGAAAGCGAGACCUACACAUCUUGACCGUUGGGCUGCAGACAUACACCAACGACCAGCGCUUUCAGUCGCUGCACUCGGACGGAUCCGACGAGUGGACGCUCAAGAUCGGAUCGCCCCAGCUCCGGGAUUCGGGCACCUACGAGUGCCAGGUGUCGACGGAGCCAAAAAUCUCGCUCUCGUUCCACCUGAGCGUCGUGGUGUCUAAGGCGGCCAUCCUGGGCAACCCGGAGCUGUUCCUGAAGAGCGGCUCGGACAUCAACCUGACGUGUCAGGUGGUGGCGACGCCCGACCCGCCCUCCUUCAUCUACUGGUACCGCGGGCCCAACGUGGUCAACUACUCGCAGCGCGGCGGCAUCUCGGUCGUCACGGACAAGCAGACGCGGACCUCGACGCUGCUCAUCGCGCGCGCCCAGCCUGAGGACUCGGGCAACUACACGUGCUCGCCGUCCUCGUCGGACCCGGCCAGCGUCCUCGUGCACGUCCUCAACGGGGAGCACCCGGCGGCUAUGCAGCACGGCAACAGCAGCAGCGGGGCGACCCCGCCCGCGGCGGCCGAGGCGCUGCUCCUCGUGGUGUGCCACCUGGCGUGGAGCCUCGCCUUCGGCGGCCUCGCCCGCGGCCGGCACCCGACCGCCGCCAGCCUGCGGUGAUGAACAUCGCAGGCCUCGAGCCUGUGAGCGUGACGACCCGGUCACGGCCACGGCCGGCAGGGCCUCGGAGGAACUGGGCGGACAACAGCGUCCGUCAGCUGCAAAGCGGUGCAAAGUCCCGCUGUGGACAACGGGACACUGAUGUGGCACUUCCUUAUCUAAAAUGAUUUCUGUGAUCCUCGAUUAAUGUAGGUGCGCGUGUGAGAGAAGUGUGUGUGUGUGUGUGUGUGCGUGCGUGCGAGCGGUGAAGGUGCGUUCGUUCCGAGACAGUGCGAGUAGGGAAAUUCUUCAAGGACGUUCCAACAGUUUUGUAUGGAUGGGAGAGAAAAGCACUGGGAAGUUAAGUGUGAUACUUCAGUUUUAGGGAAAAUAUAAAAUAAUUGUUAAAAUGUGCAAUGCAUGGAGUCAUUGAAUUGUAUGUGCAUUAGAAAACCACUUUUUAGAAGAGCUCAAAGUGGCAUUGGGUGUUGAAAAGUCUGUCUUUUGAUUCCCUGUGGACCACAACACAGUGGUGCACUGCUUCAACUCACUGAAAGAACAUGACGUCUGUUCACACAGGCUCAUAUCAGUGGCUUUGGGUUCGCUCUUUUGGUUAUGUUAUAAUGAAUUGAAGGUCUGUGCUGUCGUUCUAAAAGUUGCAUUGUUAAUGGUCGAGAUUAGAUAAAAGGGGGGUAUAUGAUGUUUAAUCAUACUUGUGGUUUUCUUAUUCUUUUGACAAACAUUGAAAUUUAACUAAAAUAGAAGGGGCACGCCACUUGUUAACAUGACAUAAGUUAGUGACUUUUUAAAUGUAGGGAAAACAUACGUUUUAGAUGAGUUACAAGCUAUUUUGUAAAAGUGCAGAAGCUAGAAUAAAAUUUAUUAUUUUGUGUUAUUUUAUACAAUGGAUCUUUAUUUUGUCGCAAUGUUAUGUAAAUUUAACAAGUGGUAACCUCUUGAAUUAUUGUCUUUUUCAGUUGCAAAAGUCAAGUGACUCACUGUACGUUGACCAGCAGCUUUAUAAAUCUAAAUUUUAGUUGUUAUUUUCAGCACAGUUCAACAAUAAAAGCUCCUUUCAGUUUGUGAAUAAAUAACAUAGAUUGUUUCUCUAUUGAUUUAAUAGGAGUAUGACUGCCCACAUUAAUGCUGGUUCAUACUUUUAUUUCCCCAAAGCUAUCUCUUUACUUCAGAUAUUAAAAUUUCUAAUUCAAAUGUCAAUAUUGUAAAUAAAAAGAUGAAUAUUUCUAUUAAUGUCUAGAAGGAUGACUGGGAACACGGUAACGCUUUGAAGUUAAAUGUGAAUCUAGUUGGCCAGUCCUUCUGUGAAAACCUAAGGAGGGAACUGUGCUAAGUUGACGAGCCCUGUACAAAAAGUGCAUUGUGUUUUGUAAUCACUGUAAAUAAUAAUAAAAAUGCCUAUAAGCUAAAUGGAA
This is a messenger RNA of Frankliniella occidentalis (western flower thrips), 2221 nucleotides long. Its product is annotated as neural cell adhesion molecule 2-like. NCBI's taxonomy places the organism in Eukaryota, Metazoa, Arthropoda, Insecta, Thysanoptera, Thripidae. Gene Ontology annotation, biological process: synapse organization. Gene Ontology annotation, cellular component: neuron projection membrane. The record is from RefSeq and is a predicted model, not a curated record.